Molecule: messenger RNA, 9517 nt
Organism: Leptonychotes weddellii (Weddell seal)
Lineage: Eukaryota; Metazoa; Chordata; Mammalia; Carnivora; Phocidae
Source: RefSeq, a predicted model, not a curated record
GACUGAAGGGGCUGGACUUGCCACCUGUAUAGAAUUAUGUGUAAAAGCCCUUCGUUUGGAAUCUACAGAAAAUACUGAAGUGAAAAUAUCUAUUUGCAAGACCAUUUCGUGCCUGUUGCCUGAUGAUCUGGAAGUUAAACGUGCUUGUCAACUGAGUGAAUUUCUUAUUGAGCCUACAGUAGAUGCAUAUUAUGCUGUGGAAAUGCUGUAUAACCAGCCAGAUCAGAAAUAUGAUGAAGAAAAUCUUCCAAUACCAAAUUCUCUACGCUGUGAGCUCUUACUUGUAUUGAAAACUCAGUGGCCCUUUGAUCCAGAAUUCUGGGAUUGGAAAACAUUAAAACGACAAUGUCUUGCAUUAAUGGGGGAAGAAGCGUCUAUUGUGUCUUCGAUAGAUGAACUAAACGACAGUGAAGUUUAUGAGAAAGUAGUGGACUACCAGGAAGAGAUUAAAGAAACUUCUAUGAAUGGACUUUCUGGUGGAAUUGGUGCUAAUUCUGGCCUUCUUAAAGACAUCUGUGAUGAAAAGCAGAAGAAGAGAGAGAUAAAACAAUUAAGAGAGAGGGGAUUUAUUUCUGCUAGGUUUAGGAAUUGGCAAGCCUACAUGCAGUAUUGUGUGCUAUGUGACAAAGAAUUCCUUGGUCAUAGAAUAGUACGACAUGCUCAAAAACAUUACAAAGAUGGGAUUUACAGUUGCCCUAUAUGUGCAAAGAACUUCAAUUCUAAAGAAACUUUUGUCCCUCAUGUCACAUUGCAUGUUAAACAAUCUAGUAAGGAGAGACUAGCAGCUAUGAAACCAUUAAGAAGAUUGGGGAGGCCACCUAAGAUCGCAACUACCAAUGAGAAUCAGAAGACUAAUGCUGUGACCAAGCAGGAACAGCGGCCUAUAAAAAAGAAUAGUCUCUAUUCAACAGACUUCAUAGUAUUUAAUGACAAUGAUGGUUCAGAUGAUGAGACUGAUGACAAAGAUAAAUCUUAUGAACCAGAAGUGAUCCCAGUCCAGAAACCAGUACCUGUUAAUGAAUUUAAUUGCCCUGUAACUUUUUGUAAAAAGGGCUUUAAGUACUUCAAAAAUUUAAUUGCUCAUGUAAAGGGGCAUAAGGAUAAUGAAGAUGCCAAGCGCUUUCUUGAAAUGCAAAGCAAAAAAGUUAUUUGCCAGUACUGUAGACGGCAUUUUGUAAGUGUUACUCAUCUUAAUGAUCACCUACAAAUGCACUGUGGCAGUAAACCAUAUAUCUGUAUACAGAUGAAAUGUAAGGCUGGUUUUAAUAGUUACGCAGAGCUCUUAACACACCGAAAGGAACAUCAAAUCUUUAGAGCAAAGUGUAUGUUUCCUAAAUGCGGCAGAAUUUUUUCAGAAGCUUAUUUACUGUAUGAUCAUGAAGCACAGCAUUAUAAUACCUAUACUUGUAAGUUCACAGGUUGUGGUAAGGUUUAUCGUUCUCAGAGUGAGCUAGAAAAGCAUCUGGACGAUCACAGUACUCCUGAAAAAGUGCUGCCUCCUGAAGACCAACAUACUUCAUCUGGAGAUUGUGUUCAGCCUUCUAAAGUGAAUCCGAACACAGAAGUGAGCAUCAAGAAAGAGGGGUCUAUGCUUCCCUCAGAAAAUAAUAUUGAAAACACCUUACCGGCAGAUAGAAGUGAUGCUUGGGAUAAAAGCAAAGCAGAAUCAGCUGUGACCAAACAAGACCAGAUUUCUGCAUCAGAGCUCAGGCCAGCUGAUGGACCAUUGUCAGAUGGUUUGGAAAAUCCUGUGACUACUCCUCUGCUUCAGGCCAGUGAAGUAGCUGUAUCCAUUAAAGUGUCCCUCAAUCAGGGCAUCGAGGAUAACUUUGGAAAGCAAGAAAACUCAGCUGUGGAAGGCACUGCUGAAUCACUGGUCACAGACUUACAUACACCAGUUGGAGAUACUUGUAAUGAUUUGUGUCGUCCAGGUUUUCAAGAAAGAAAACAGGAUUGCUUUAAUGAAGCCCAGAUUACUCAGAAUUCUUUAGUAAAUUCAGAAACCCUCAAAAUAGGUGACCUUACCCCACAAAACUUAGAAAGACAAGUGAACAACCUGAUGACCUUUUCUGUGCAAAAUCAGGCAGGAUUUCAAAACAGUUUACCAGCUUCCAAGUUUGAAUGUGGAGGUAAUGUUAAAACAUCAUCCAAUCUUUAUAAUUUAUCUCUUAAGACAUUGGAAAGUAUCACAUUUGUUCCACCACAGCCCAACCCAAGUAGUUCUUUAGGAACUCCAUCAGUGCCUCCAAAAGCGCCAGUUCAGAAAUUCAGUUGCCAGGUUGAGGGAUGUACUCGAACCUAUAAUUCUUCACAGAGUAUUGGGAAACACAUGAAGACAGCACACCCUGACCAGUAUGCUGCAUUUAAAAUGCAGCGCAAAAGUAAAAAAGGUCAGAAAUCUAACAACUUAAAUACACCAAAUAAUGGAAAGUUUAUUUAUUUUUUGCCAUCACAGGUGAGCAGCUCUAACAAUGCAUUUUUUACACCACAGACCAAAGCCAACGGGAAUCCUACUUGUUCAAAUCAGUUGCAGCAUGUCUCGCCUUCCAUUUUUCCAGCUCAUUUAACAAGUGUGUCAACUCCACUGUUGCCCUCAGUGGAAAGUGUCAUAAAUCCAAAUAUACCUUCUCAGGAUAAAAAUGAACAAGGUGGUGGUAUUAUAUGUUCCCAAAUGGAAAAUUUAUCUACUACUACCUUGCCAGCACAAAUGGAAGAUCUAACCAAAACAGUUUUGCCUUUGAAUAUUGACAGUGGCUCAGAUCCUUUCCUUCCUCUACCUGCAGAAAGUAGUUCAAUGUCUCUCUUCCCUUCACCAGCAGAUAAUGGGGCUAAUUCUGUUUUUUCCCAACUGGAAAAUAAUACAAAUCAUUUUUCCUCACAGAUUGAAGGAAACACUAAUUCCUCCUUUCUAAAGGGAGGUAAUGGUGAAAAUGCAGUUUUUUCUUCACAAGUCAAUGUUGCAAAUGACUUUAAUAGCACCAGUGCCCAACAGUCUGCACCUGAAAAGGUUAAAAAAGACCGUGGGCGGAUCCCAAAUGGGAAGGAAAGAAAACCCAAGCACAACAAAAGGGCUAAAUGGCCUGCAAUUAUCAGAGAUGGGAAAUUUAUCUGUAGCAGGUGUUACAGGGCUUUUACUAAUCCCAGAUCUCUGGGUGGACACUUGUCUAAGCGAUCUUACUGUAAACCACUGGAUGGAGCAGAAAUUGCUCAAGAACUUCUACAGAAUAAUGGACAGCCUUCUCUUCUUGCCAGCAUGAUUCUCUCCACAAAUGCAGUAAAUUUGCAGCAGCCGCAACAGUCUACCUUCAGUCCAGAAGCAUGUUUUAAAGAUCCAUCAUUCCUGCAACUUCUUGCUGCUGAAAAUCGCUCAUCAACAUUUUUACCAAAUACAUUUCCUCGGACUGGUGUGACUAGCUUUAGUACCAGUGUUAGUCAAGAAGGAAGUGAAAUUAUUAAACAGGCUUUGGAAACUGCUGGCAUUCCCAGUACAUUUGAGGGUGCCGAAAUGCUUUCUCAUGUUCCAACAGGUUGUGUUUCAGAUGCGACACAAGUAAGUGCAACAGUGAUGCCAAAUCCAGCUGUGCCACCCCUGUUGCAGACUGUAUGCCACCCAAACCCCCUGCUGACAAACCAGAAUAGGACCCCAAACUCCAAAACUUCCUCCAUUGAGGAAUGCAGCAGUUUGCCUGUUUUCCCAACAAAUGACUUACUACUGAAGACUGUUGAAAAUGGUUUGUGUUCUAGUUCAUUCCCUAAUUCUAGUGGGCCAUCACAAAAUUUUACCAAUAACAGUUCACGUGUUUCAGUUAUAAGUGGUCCUCAGAACACGAGGUCUAGUCAUUUAAAUAAGAAGGGAAACAGUGCUUCGAAGAGAAGAAAGAAAGUUGCUCCUCCCCUAAUUGCACCUAAUGCUUCCCAAAACUUGGUAACAAGUGACUUAACAGCAAUGGGACUUAUAGCAAAGAGUAUAGAGAUACCAACUAGUAACCUCCAUUCAAAUGUAAUUCCAAAUUGUGAGCCUCAGGGUUUGGUGGAAAAUCUAACACAGAAAUUAAAUAAUGUUGACAAUCAGUUAUUUAUUACUGAUGUGAAAGAAAACUUUAAAACCAAUCUUGAGUCCCAUACAGUGUUAGCUCCUUUAACAUUAAAAACUGAAAAUGGUGAUUCCCAAAUGAUGGCUUUGAAUUCGUGCACGACUUCAAUAAAUUCUGAUUUGCAGAUUUCUGAAGACAAUGUUAUACAAAACUUUGAAAAGACUCUUGAAAUUAUUAAAAGUGCUAUGAAUUCUCAAAUACUUGAGGUAAAAAGUGGAUCUCACGGUGUUGGUGAAACAUCACAGAAUGCUCAAAUAAAUUAUAACAUUCAGCUUCCUUCAGUAAACACUGUACAAAAUAACAAGUUACCUGAUUCUUCUCAGUUUUCUUCCUUCGUAGGUGUCAUGCCAGCAAAAAGUAACAUUCCUCCGUCUGAAGUAUUACAUAAGGAGGAUCAAAUACAGGAAAUUUUAGAAGGCUUGCAGAAAUUAAAAUUAGAAAAUGACCUGUCCACUCCAGCACCCCAGUGUGUACUAAUAAAUACAUCAGUGACACUGACUCCCACUCCUGUUAAACCAAUUCCAAAUGUCACAGUUGUUCAGCCAGUUUCUGAAAUGAUAAGCAACAUUCAGUUUAGUGACAAAGUUAAUAAACCGUUUGUGUGUCAAAACCAAGGCUGUAAUUACAGUGCUAUGACAAAGGAUGCUUUAUUUAAGCACUAUGGUAAGAUUCAUCAGUACACGCCAGAGAUGAUUCUUGAAAUUAAGAAGAAUCAGUUGAAAUUUGCUCCAUUUAAAUGUGUAGUACCUACCUGUACAAAAACAUUUACAAGAAAUUCUAAUCUCCGGGCGCACUGUCAGUUGGUCCAUCAUUUUACAACAGAAGAAAUGGUAAAGUUAAAAAUAAAACGGCCUUAUGGAAGAAAAUCCCAGAGUGAAAAUUUGUCAGCCCCACGAGUUACACAAGUAAAAAGACAGCUAACUAUGACAGAGGAAAAUAAAAGGGAAUUGCAGCCCGCUUUAGACUUGGGAGCAAUGAAGGAAAAUGCCCUUGGUAAUGUAGCAGUGAUCCCAGAAAAACAACUUGUAGAAAAAAAAAGUCCUGAAAAAACAGAAAAUUCCUUGCAAGUGAUCACAGUUACUUCAGAACAAGGUAAUACAAAUUCUCUCACAAACAUACAAACCAAAGGACGGAAAAUUAGGAGACAUAAAAAAGAAAAGGAGGAGAAAAAACGCAAGAAGCCAGUUUCUCACUCCCUUGAGUUUCCAACAAGAUACAGUCCCUACAGACCUUAUCGAUGUGUUCACCAGGGUUGCUUUGCCGCUUUUACUAUACAGCAAAACUUAAUUCUGCAUUACCAGGCUGUACACAAGUCAGAUCUACCUGCAUUUUCUGCAGAGGUUGAAGAAGAAAGUGAAGCUGGUAAAGAAAGUGAAGAAAUUGAAACUAAACAGACUGUGAAAGAAUUUCGAUGUCAGGUGAGUGACUGUUCUCGAAUUUUCCAAGCAAUUACUGGCCUGAUACAACACUACAUGAAACUUCAUGAAAUGACUCCUGAGGAGAUUGAAAGUAUGACUGCUUCUGUGGAUGUUGGGAAAUUUCCAUGUGACCAGUUAGAGUGUAAGUCUUCAUUUACCACAUACUUGAACUAUGUUGUUCAUCUUGAGGCAGAUCAUGGAAUUGGGAUAAGGGGAAGUAAAACUGAAGAAGAUGGCAUAUACAAGUGUGACUGUGAAGGCUGUGACCGUAUAUAUGCAACUCGGUCAAAUCUCCUCCGGCACAUUUUUAAUAAGCAUAAUGACAAACACAAAGCUCAUUUGAUUCGGCCAAGAAGAUUAACACCUGGUCAGGAAAAUAUAUCAAGCAAAGCAAACCAAGAAAAGACAAAGUCUAAGUAUCGGGGGACAAAACACAGAUCUGGAAAGGAAGGAAUCAAAAUGCCUAAGACGAAACGAAAGAAAAAAGAUAAUUUAGAGAACAAGACUGCAAAAAUUGUGCAGAUUGAAGAAAAUAAGCCUUAUUCUCUGAAACGUGGAAAGCACGUAUAUUCUAUAAAGGCUAGAAAUGAUGCCUUAUCUGAGUGUACAAGCAGAUUUGUGACCCAGUAUCCAUGUAUGAUAAAAGGGUGUACAUCGGUUGUUACAAGUGAAAGCAAUAUAAUUAGACAUUAUAAAUGCCAUAAAUUAUCAAAGGCAUUUACAUCACAACACCGUAAUCUUCUCAUUGUCUUCAAACGGUGUUGCAACUCACAACUAAAGGACACUUCUGAGCAAGAAGGUGAUAAGAGUGAUGUGAAAAAUUCUGACACAUGUGUAUCAGAGAGCAGUGAUAACUCCAGAACAGCUACAGUUCCACAGAGAGAAAGUGAAAAAAAUGAGAAAGAUGAAAUGGAUGAGCUAACAGAAUUAUUUAUUACAAAAUUAAUAAAUGAAGAUAAUGCAAGUGUGGAGACCCAAGCUCAUACCUCUUCAAAUGUAAGUAAUGAUUUUCAGGAAAAUAACCCCUGCCAGUCAGAAAAACAAAAAACAAGUAAUUUGAAGAGAGUUAAUAAAGAAAAAAAUGUCUCCCAAAAUAAAAAGAGAAAAGUUGAAAAAGCAGAACCAGCAUCGGCAGUUGAGUUAAGUAGUACGCAUAAAGAAGAAGAAACUGCUGUUGCAAUUCAAACCACGGAGGAGCAUACUGCAUCUUUUGACUGGAGCUCAUUUAAACCAAUGGGAUUUGAAGUAUCAUUUCUGAAGUUUCUUGAGGAGUCUGCAGUAAAGCAGAAGAAAAAUUCUGACAAAGACCAUCCAAAUAGUGGAAAUAAGAAAGGAUCCCAUUCAAAUUCAAGAAAAAAUACUGAUAAGACUGCUGUGACUAGUGGAAAUCAUGUAUGUUCUUGUAAAGAAAGUGACACCUUUGUACAGUUUGCCAAUCCAUCACAGCUUCAGUGCAGUGAUAAUGUAAAAAUUGUUUUAGACAAGACUCUUAAAGAUUGCACUGAACUUGUGUUAAAACAACUUCAGGAAAUGAAACCUACCGUCAGUCUGAAAAAACUUGAAGUACAUUCAAAUGAUCCAGAUGUGUCUGUUAUGAAAGAAAUUAGUAUGGGUAAAGCCACAGGUAGAGGGCAGUACUGAUAACUAAUGUACUAUAAAUACAUUAUUUACGGUUUUAUUUUAAGUAGGAAGCCAUCAAGCAUGCUAGAGUUGUGAAACUUUCUCAUUAAUUUUUGUUGCUGACGUGAAUUAACCUGGCCAAAAAGAAAAAAAAAAAAAAACAUGACAUUUGUCAUGUAAAACUUUUUUUUUAUCCCUAUGGGACUUGAGGAACAGAAUCAAUACUUCAGUUAUUGUAAAUAGUUGAACUACACCUCAAAUUUCUAUCAGCCAGUUCCCCUUUCCAUGAACUAAAUUGAAUUAUCUGUGUGAUUGUUAUGUUUCACCAGGUCACUGCUCAUGUAGAACAGUAGUCUGUAGAUAUCUUUUUUGUACAUAUUUAUUACUGUAAAUCAUUUGCUGCCACCAGCAGUGUGUAAGUCUAAACUAUUAAAUGACACAUUUAUAUUUGGAAUUUUAAUUUUUAACUAAGUGAUCAAGUUUUUAAAACUGCUCUUUUAUUGUUUUAAAUUAAGAAUUUUUUGAACUAAAAGUAGAAACUCUGCCAUGGUUCAUUGAUUUUUUACAUAAAACAUUUAUUUACAAGAUGAUCUCAAAAUUACUUUUCACAAAGUAGGCACAUUAUAUCAACACCUUGCUCUGCUUUGUAAAUUUAUCCUCCAGGAUUUUGGGAUGGUAUUCAUGUGAAAUUAUAGCAGAUUCUUUAGCAGUUUCCUAUAGCUACAGGUUUUUUUUCAGUGCUUCUAAUUGGAUAUAGUUACUAUGAUUCCAUGAAAUAUAAUGGAAAUGUGAAUAAAGAAUUUACUACAUCAAAGAUUUUAAACAUUUGGUAUUAAAAAAAAAAAUCCUUUGUGAAUGUGAUAGAAACUAGUAGUGUGGAGCAGUGUAAAUAUUUGAGGUGGUGAUUUGUGAAGUAGCCCAGUAUUGCCUUAAAUAAAAUCACAUUUCAUUUCUUGUUUUAUACAUGUGAUCUUAUAAAGUUUUUUUUUUUUUCCCAUUUUCUGAGAUUUAUAGAUUGGUGUAUAGCUUUAAACUGUAUAAACUUUUGUGGAAAGAUUUUUUUAAACAUUUUUAUAAAUCUUAAAAUUGGUAUCAUCAAAGUGAGCCCAUCUUGUGUUUAUAAAAUGCAAGAGUCCUUAACAUUUAUAAUUACAUAGAUGAAACACUUUCUAUAAGGAAGUUGGAUGUUUUGAUUUUACUGUUUAUAGAUGUUAGAUUGUACAGAUUUGUAUUUUCCCACCACAUCUAAUGAUACUUUUUUCAUUAGAUUGGUCUUCCAGAGCAGUAUUAGUUGUUAUAAUUGAUUAUUUUGGUUAUUCAGUAUAUAGUUAGCUCUUAUGGUUUAGCUUUAUUCACCAUAUUUAUACUGUGGAUUCACGGCAGAGAUAGAGGUUAUUGCAGGAGAGUUUAUUACCUUCAUUUGAAGUCCAACUAAAGUCAGUACUGGAAACAAAAGAAAACAUCUUUUGAAUUUACUUUUGUUUCUGUUUGCCAUAAAUAGUAGCAUUGAUUUUUGACUUUGUGUUUGUUAUAAACCAGUUGCAUUCACAAUAUUAUUAGCCUGAGAUAUUGACAAUGUUGUAAUAAUAUGAAAAUGUGUAUAUUCCCUGUGCAACAUCAGAUUUGCAGGAAAAAUGAAGCACUUAACUGAAAUUGCUGGUACUCUGAAUAAAUAAGCAUGGUCAAGGAGUGAAUUAUUUUCUUUUGGAAAAUAUUUUUUUAAGUUUUAUUAAAGUAUUAUAGUUUUAUUUUUAGGGCCUAAUGGGUUAUAUUGAAUAGUUGGUUUCACCUCCUUAAGGUUUAUUACCAGUAUGCAUAAAACUUGACACAUUAAAAUCCCUUCCCUUUGGUAAGCCCACUGUUAUUUAUUAAAAUAAAAGUUGUUCUUAUGGGUAAUUAAUACAUGUUUUUUUCCUAAAUUAACAAUAACUUAACUCUGAAUAAUUUUAAUAUUAAAUUUUUGUUAACAACUGAAUGUUUCCGUACAGUUUUCUUGGAAGUUGACCUAGUUCUUAAAGAUAGGCAUUUGGCAAAACUGCCCUAAACAGUACAAUAGCAAGGAGAUUUAUUUCUGGUAAAUGUAGUGAUGAGCCACCGUUAAGUGAAAAUACCAUUGUAUUGGGGCUUUUCUUUUGCUCAUUAGCUCAAGAAAAUUGACCCUUAGACAUUUCUGUAUUCUACAUGUCAGGAGAAAGUUUGCCAACACUGAAUUAAUUUUUUUUAUAUUCCAGGUACUGUUUGCUAAAAGUAAUUAUGGCAGAGUGGGCUUUUUAGCAUGGAACAAAAAUCAAGCUAUGGUAUAAAAUAUUAAUUUAUAGAACAGCAUGUUGGUAAAAUUUGAUAUGGAAUGUAAUGCCUAAGUAUUAAAAAAGUAAUCUUAAAGUA